AGACAACUCAUCUUGUUCUCCACACAAAACACGAGAAACCAAUCACAAGUCUCUAUUUCUUGUUUCAGUCAUGGCUAUCUCGAAGGCUUUGAUUGCCUCACUUCUCGUAUCUCUUCUUCUUAUCCAACUUGUUUAUGCUGAUCAACUGGCGACAAGUGCCAGCAAGGGAACCACUGCCCCAAUGAAAAUCGACUGCGGAGGGCCUUGUGCGGCAAGGUGCCGAUUAUCGUCGAGGCCGAACCUAUGCAAGAGGGCGUGCGGGACAUGUUGCUCCCGCUGCAACUGUGUUCCUUCGGGUACUGCCGGUAACCAAGAAAUGUGCCCAUGCUAUGCUAGCUUGACCACCCACGGUGGCAGACGCAAGUGCCCUUGAGUUUUUAAUCAACUUGGAACUAAUAUUCUCCUUUUGAGGCGAGCUUUGUGGUGAAAUAAACGAAUUGCAUGGUGUAAAAAUAAAUAAAAUAAUGUGUCAUACGUAAAGCACAACUCAUUU
Hibiscus syriacus is the source of this 493-nucleotide messenger RNA. RefSeq names its product snakin-2-like. The record is from RefSeq and is a predicted model, not a curated record. The transcript has 3 exons. NCBI's taxonomy places the organism in Eukaryota, Viridiplantae, Streptophyta, Magnoliopsida, Malvales, Malvaceae. Bases 71 to 373 code for a protein of 100 amino acids.